Molecule: messenger RNA, 3957 nt
Organism: Cryptomeria japonica (Japanese cedar)
Lineage: Eukaryota; Viridiplantae; Streptophyta; Pinopsida; Cupressales; Cupressaceae
Product: probable cellulose synthase A catalytic subunit 1 [UDP-forming]
Exons: 15
Coding region: 286-3561 (1091 amino acids)
Biological process (GO): plant-type primary cell wall biogenesis; cellulose biosynthetic process
Cellular component (GO): plasma membrane; trans-Golgi network
Molecular function (GO): cellulose synthase (UDP-forming) activity
Source: RefSeq, a predicted model, not a curated record
ACAGUAUACAGAGAUAGCCUAUAUAAAAUUGUAGGAAUGGUGUGGACAAUCUUAUAUAAUUUUUUAAUAUAUUGUUGUCGUCUGUAUUUGAUGACUGAGAGUGAAGGAUUUUGAGAAAAAGAAAAAAAACCCAAAAACAAAAAGUUGUGUUUAUUGGGUGUGAUGUGGGAUGACAGAUCUCAGACACCCAAGAGCUGAAAACCACUUAAAAUGUGGUUCUGAGAUUUGGUUGAACUAGUGGUGGUAGUGGUGGUUUGACUGGGAGGGAUUUCUACCACACCAACAAUGGAGGCCAAUGCUGGUAUGGUCGCAGGAUCUCAUAAGAGGAAUGAGCUUGUUCUGAUUCGCCAUGAAGGAGAAGUUGGUCCAAAGCCUCUGAAAGAUUUGGAUGCCCAGAAGUGCCAUAUAUGUGGAGAUAAUGUGGGAGUGACAGCUAAUGGGGAGCUCUUUGUGGCCUGCAAUGAAUGUGCAUUUCCAGUUUGCAGACCUUGCUAUGAAUAUGAGCGUAAAGAAGGAAACAAGUCCUGUCCUCAGUGCAAGACCAGAUACAAGAGGCACAAAGGCAGUCCGAGGGUGGAAGGCGAUGAGGAGGAAGAUGAUGUUGAUGAUUUAGAGAAUGAGUUCAACUACUCUCAUGUGCAAAAAAACACAAAGCAGGAGAGAGCUGAAGUAAUGAUGCAGUGGCAGAUGUAUGGGCGAGGAGGAGAGGAAGUUGAUUCAGUUACUUCUUCUAGACAGGAGCCCCGUUCUCAAGUUCCUUUGCUCACUAAUGGGCAACCGGUCUCUGGAGAAUUUACAGACGUGUCUUCUGAGCAUGCAGCUACAAAUGGUGGUGCAGGAGGAAAGCGAGUUCAUUCACUCCCUUAUGCUGAUCCAAAUCAGCCAGUUCAAGUGAGAAUCGUGGAUCCAUCAAAGGACUUGAAUUCCUAUGGACUUGGAAAUGUGGACUGGAAGGAAAGAGUAGAAAGCUGGAAACUGAAACAAGAGAAGAGUAUGCUGCAAAUGACUAGUGGUGGACGGUAUGCUGAUGGAAAAGGAGAUAUGGAGGGUACUGGUUCAAAUGGUGAAGGACUGCCGCUGGCUGAUGAAGCACGGCAACCUUUGCAUAGGAGUUUCUCUAUUUCUUCCUCCAAGCUCACUCCAUACAGGGUUGUGAUUGUUCUUCGACUUAUCAUCCUGGGAUUUUUCUUUCAUUACCGAGUCAUGACUCCUGUUCCUAAUGCAUAUCCACUAUGGUUAGUCUCAGUGAUCUGUGAGAUCUGGUUUGCUGUAUCGUGGAUUCUUGAUCAGUUUCCAAAAUGGAUGCCCAUCAACAGGGAAACCUUUCUUGAUAGGCUUGCUUUGAGGUAUGACAGAGAAGGAGAACCAUCUCAGUUAGCUGCUGUGGAUAUUUUUGUCAGUACAGUUGACCCUCUCAAGGAGCCUCCCAUUGUCACAGCAAAUACUGUGUUGUCAAUCCUUGCUGUUGAUUAUCCUGUUCAUAAGGUUUCAUGCUAUGUAUCUGAUGAUGGAUCUGCAAUGUUAACUUUUGAAUCCCUUUCAGAAACUUCAGAAUUCGCAAGGAAAUGGGUUCCAUUCUGCAAAAAGUACAACAUUGAACCCAGGGCUCCAGAAUUCUACUUUGCCCAAAAAAUUGAUUAUCUUAAGGAUAAAGUACAACCUUCCUUUGUGAAAGACCGCAGAGCAAUGAAGAGAGAGUAUGAAGAGUACAAGGUCCGGAUUAAUGCUCUUGUUGCCAAAGCACAAAAGGUUCCUGAAGAGGGCUGGACUAUGCAAGAUGGAACUCCAUGGCCAGGCAACAACCCUCGGGACCAUCCUGGGAUGAUUCAGGUAUUCUUAGGUCAUAGUGGGGCACUUGACACUGAUGGAAAUGAACUACCCCGCUUAGUUUAUGUAUCUCGUGAAAAGAGGCCUGGUUUCCAACACCACAAGAAAGCUGGUGCAAUGAAUGCAUUGGUUCGUGUUUCUGCUGUCCUUACAAAUGGUCCCUUCCUAUUGAAUCUUGAUUGUGAUCACUAUAUAAACAAUAGUAAGGCUCUGCGAGAGGCUAUGUGUUUUAUGAUGGAUCCUGCUGUUGGAAAGAAGACAUGCUAUGUGCAAUUCCCUCAGAGGUUUGAUGGUAUUGAUCGACAUGAUCGAUAUGCGAAUCGCAACACAGUGUUCUUUGAUAUCAACUUGAAAGGUCUGGAUGGGAUCCAGGGGCCUGUCUAUGUUGGCACAGGUUGUUGUUUCAAUAGACAAGCACUUUAUGGUUAUGACCCUGUUCUGACAGAAAAGGACCUUGAACCAAACUGCUUCUUUAAGUGCUGCUGUGGUCCCAGGAAAAAAGGCAAGAAAACAACUAAAAAUUAUGGUGACAAGAAGAGAACCAAGCGAACCGAAUCUACUAUCCCCAUCUUCAGUUUGGAAGACAUAGAAGAAGGCGUGGAAGGCUAUGAUGAUGAAAAAUCAUUGCUAAUGUCCCAGAAGAGCUUGGAAAAAAGAUUUGGUCAAUCACCAGUGUUGAUUGCAGCAACUCUAAUGGAAGAUGGUGGCGCUCCUCAAUCUGCGAAUCCUGCAUCUUUGAUGAAAGAAGCUAUUCAUGUGAUCAGCUGUGGAUAUGAAGACAAGUCGGAAUGGGGAAAAGAGAUUGGGUGGAUUUAUGGUUCGGUUACAGAGGAUAUUUUGACUGGGUUCAAAAUGCAUGCUCGAGGCUGGAUUUCAAUCUACUGCAUGCCUACUCGUCCCGCAUUCAAAGGAUCUGCACCAAUCAAUCUUUCAGAUCGUUUGAAUCAAGUUCUCCGAUGGGCCCUUGGUUCUGUUGAAAUUCUUCUGAGCAGGCAUUGUCCAAUUUGGUAUGGCUACAGUGGAAGGUUGAAGCCCUUGCAGAGGUUGGCAUACAUCAACACCAUAGUUUAUCCUGUUACUUCCUUGCCAUUGAUUGCAUACUGUACACUGCCAGCUGUCUGUCUUCUUACAAAUAAGUUUAUCAUUCCUGAGAUUAGCAACUUUGCAAGCUUUUGGUUUAUUUCACUCUUUAUAUCCAUUUUUGCAACUGGCAUCUUGGAGUUGCGGUGGAGUACAGUUGGGAUUGAUGAAUGGUGGAGAAAUGAGCAGUUUUGGGUUAUUGGAGGUGUAUCAGCACAUUUGUUUGCCGUCUUUCAGGGGUUAUUGAAAGUUCUUGCAGGAAUUGACACAAACUUUACUGUUACAUCUAAGUCUUCAGAUGAGGAUGGCGAGUUUGCUGAGUUAUAUGUUUUCAAGUGGACGACCCUUCUUAUUCCUCCAACUACACUGCUUGUUGUAAACCUUGUUGGUGUGGUGGCAGGUGUUUCAUAUGCCAUUAAUAGUGGUUAUCAAUCGUGGGGUCCUUUGUUUGGAAAAUUGUUUUUUGCUUUCUGGGUGAUUGUUCAUCUUUACCCUUUCCUCAAGGGAUUGUUGGGACGUCAAAAUCGUACACCUACAAUUGUCAUUGUUUGGUCAAUUCUUCUUGCAUCCAUUUUCUCGUUGCUUUGGGUAAGGAUAGAUCCCUUCACAUCAAAUAAUACAUCUUCAUCCCAACAAUGUGGUGUCAAUUGCUAAAGAGUUUAUGGGUUUUAUUCCUUGCCACAUGUCGGGCAAACGGCAAAUCAUUUGAGGGCUACAAUGUCUCUGAUGUGUUUGUAACAUCUGUAGAUAAAUAAGUAUUGAGAUGAGGGACUUAAACUUUAGAUUGGCAGCUCUUUCCAUUGAAGGUACCAAUCCUUUAUUAUUUGUAUUUGAGUGCUAUUACUUGAGUUUCUAUGGUGCAGCUAUUUCUCUGCUUAGCAAAGAUAACUCAGGAUAUGCACCUGCCUGUCCCGGACGUUGAAUGCAUGUCAUGGAUGGACAUGGAAUAUAUGUAACUUAAUAUUCAGGACAGCUAUUGUUUUCAUAAUAUUUAUUUAUUUAUUUUAAUGAAAAUUCAUGUCAUGGACAUGGUCAAUGACAUUAGUCUUA